CACCAAUACCAGAAACACAAAUACAAUUACUAUCAAACUUCACUAGUAAGACGAAGAGAACAAGAUACACUACGAUUAAGGAAAAAAAACCCUUUAAAUCAACUAGAGAUGAGCCACAUAAGAUCAACGAAGGAAUAUUAAACUGAACACCAAGAUACUGAUUUGAAAAGGAUGAUCCCGGUCAAAGUACAUUUGUGCCCUUUGUGAUUCGAAAGCUUCAUUUCAAACCUUGGUAUAAGCUCUAUCUCUUCAGUCUUCACCUUAUCAAGUUAUCAUCACCAUCACUUUAAUUUCAAAAAUUGAAGCUAUGGAGUCAUACAAAACCCUAGAAAUCGAACGCAAGAACACUGAUUCCUCUGUAUUUCACCUCAUCCUCAACAGACCAUCACAGCUCAACGCCUUAUCCCUCGAUUUCUUCGUCGAGUUCCCCAAAGCUCUCUCAUCUCUCGACCAAAACCCAGAUGUCUCCGUCAUCAUCAUUUCCGGCGCCGGGAAACACUUCUGCUCCGGCAUCGACCUCAGUUCCCUCUCUUUAAUCAAGGCCCAAUCCUCGUCAGGUAAAAACGAUAGAGGACGCUCGAGCGAGCUCCUACGCCGUAAGAUCAAGUCGAUGCAAGCUGCGAUCACGGCCGUCGAGCUCUGCCGGAAACCUGUGAUCGCCGCUAUACACGGCGCGUGUAUCGGAGGUGGCGUUGAUCUCGUUACGGCUUGUGAUAUUAGGUAUUGCUCUGAGGAUGCUUUUUUCUCGAUUAAGGAGGUUGAUCUAGCGAUUGUCGCGGAUCUUGGCACGCUUCAGAGGUUGCCGAGUAUCGUUGGGUAUGCGAACGCCAUGGAAUUGGCGUUAACGGCUCGGAGAUUCUCAGGUGGUGAAGCGCAGGAGCUUGGUUUGGUUUCUCGGGUUUUUGGAUCUAAAUCGGAUCUUAUCGCUGAAGGAAUAGCAGCCAAGUCUCCACUAGCUGUGACAGGGACAAAGGCAGUGUUAUUAAGAAGCAGAGAGGUGAGUGUAGAACAAGGUCUAGACUACGUAGCAACUUGGAACUCGGCUAUGCUUAUAUCAGACGACCUCAAUGAAGCUGUUUCUGCUCAGAUGAAGAAAAGAAAACCUCGUUUUGCUAAACUGUGAUCCUACAGUCUCUGUUCCUUCUUGUCUUUCAAAGACAGUAUUAUCGUUCUUCCGGUAACAAAGUAAUAAGUUCAUUCGUCAAAGAAGUGUAGCUAUUGAUAGUUCCUUAGUUAUCAAAUAAAAUCUAUAGAUAAAUGGUCUUAUUCACAUGGUCUUAUUGACUCUACUUAGUGCACAUAAGUCCUAUUUGGUAAAUGCUAUACUUCUACUAUCGGUUUGUUGUUGUAACAGGAUUCAUCAAUAUGUUUAUUUAGUAUCUGUGUCUUCUCUGCA
Messenger RNA from Camelina sativa (false flax), 1396 nucleotides. Its product is annotated as delta(3,5)-Delta(2,4)-dienoyl-CoA isomerase, peroxisomal. The record is from RefSeq and is a predicted model, not a curated record. Gene Ontology annotation, cellular component: peroxisome. NCBI's taxonomy places the organism in Eukaryota, Viridiplantae, Streptophyta, Magnoliopsida, Brassicales, Brassicaceae. Gene Ontology annotation, molecular function: delta(3,5)-delta(2,4)-dienoyl-CoA isomerase activity.